Sander lucioperca (pikeperch) is the source of this 2281-nucleotide messenger RNA. RefSeq names its product apolipoprotein O-like (gene apool). NCBI's taxonomy places the organism in Eukaryota, Metazoa, Chordata, Actinopteri, Perciformes, Percidae. The coding region runs from base 118 to 1710 and encodes 530 amino acids. The transcript has 12 exons. The record is from RefSeq and is a predicted model, not a curated record. Gene Ontology annotation, biological process: cristae formation. Gene Ontology annotation, cellular component: MICOS complex.
UAUCAAACCAAGCUGUUGCUGGUGCCUCUGCAGUCCGUUAGGUGGCAGCAGCUGACCGUGGUUUAGACCACUGGAAGCUGCUCCUCAGAGCCUAAAAGAAGAAGGAGGAGCGCUGUCAUGGCGGCCAAGGUGGUGAUGGUGGCCGUCCCCACGGUGAUGGGCAUAGCCUCCAUCCGUGUGUAUACUGUGAGCCAAGUGCCCACUGAUGGACUGGUUACUAGAGAAAAGCUGAACAUCUACACCCCGCUGCCACAGUCUGCUCAGGCCCAGUUUGUUCCAGAGAGGCCGGGUGCUAUUCAGACUGGGUUCACUACAGUGAGAGAGAGCAUACUACCAUGUGUCCAGGCUGUUAAGGGUGCCUGUGUCUCUGUGAAAACAGGAAGUGUUAAUCUAUACCAUGCAGGAGAGGAUGUGUACUAUUACUUGAAAGACCCUCCCCCGGGUUUUCUACCCAGAUUUGGCACCAUCACCAUGGCUGGCCUGCUUGGCAUGUUCUUGGCACGGAAAGGCUCUCGUUUCCAGAGGUUAGCCAUUCCAUUGGGGCUGAUGAGUGGAGGAGCUUCAGUGUGCUACCCGGCUCAAACAGUGGCCGUGUUUAAGGUGACAGGUAAGAAUGUGUACGCGGUAGGGCAGUGGAGCAGCGCCACAGUGUCUUCACUGCUCGCCUCCACGUCCCAGGAGCCCGUCGCCAAAGAGAUCGCUGCUUCACAACCACAGACAGCUAAAGUGCCAAAUCCAGAGUCUGCAGUAGUUGAGGAGGCCUCAGAGCCCAGCUCUACAAUCCCAGAGACGGAGGUGGAAUCAGCUGAGUUUGUUCCUGUCUCUGAUGAGCCUGCUGUGGCUGUCAUAACAGAGGAGGCGUCAUCUGUAACACUCAAAGAGAUAUCCCCUGACCAGACCCCCACAGAGACCACCACAGACCCAUUGGCACAUUCAGUGCCAGCAGAGACAGAUGCCACCACAACCUCUGAGGAAAUACAUGCACCUGUUGAAAGUGAGGAGCCCUUAGACUCAAAACAAGCAGCAGAGGAUGUCUCCACUGACCCCAGCCCAGCAGAGCCCACGCCAAGCUUAGAGUCUGCCCCAGUGGAGGCUACCGCAGCUGAGGCUGCUCCAAUUGAGGCCUCUCCAGUUGUGGCCGCUGCAGUGGAGGCCUCUCUAGUUGAGGCCCCCCCAGCGGAGGCCUCUCCAGUCGAGGCUGCCCCAGUGGAGGCUGCUGAAGUAGAAGCUGCUCUAAUUGAGGCCUCUCCAGUGGAGCCUGCUGCAGUUGAGGCUGCUGCUUUGGAGGCUUCCCCAGUGGAGGCCGCCCCAUUGGAGGCCGCCCCAGUGGAGGCCGCCCCAGUGGAGGCUGCCCCAGCUGCCCCAGUGGAAGCCACUCCAGUGGAGGCCGUCCCAGUGGAGGCUGCUGAAGUGGAGUCUGUUCCUUCCUCUGGAGAAGCACCUGCUCUAAAGGCCUCAGAGGAGCCAGAAGUGGCAGCUGUUGAAUCACCUGAGCCUGAACCUGCUGCUCAAGAGUUAGCUGACCCGCAACAAGUUGCCGCUGUGGAGGAGACUCCAACCCCGACACUCACAACACCCCCACCACCUCCUCAACAACAGCCUGCAACAGAAAACAGCAAAGGGGGCUCCGGUUUCAAGCCAGACCCUUCUCUAAUGGACUUUGGCCAGUCCAGCCCUGAGGAUGAAGACCUGUACAGCACACGCAGCUGAGAGACUACAGCCGGCCGCAGGAGACACCUCAUUCCCACACUGCCAUCUCGUAUCUCAUUCAGAUAAACAUCCACUCUGUACCAUUAUGCUGUGUAAGUAGGCCAUUUUGCAAGCAAGCAGAGUUUGGAAGUCUUUCAUCAACAUUUCCAUUCUUAUUUCUUCAGCCCACAUCAUUUACAUUUCCAGAGAAAAGGUGCAAGUACAUUUGUUUUGUAGCAGCAAAGCAGCAAUUCCCGUACACAGAAUGAGUCUGUUUGCGUAGAAGGACAGAAACAUGGAAAAAAAAUACACCCACAACUGGUUACAAGUCUUUUAAUCCACAGAUGGCAGAUUGUGAAAUUUUCUCUCUGUAUGUGUCAUUUGGCAAUUAUUGGGUUUUGUGCGAAAGCUUUCAAAAUCACGAGUGCAUGGUGCUUUUAUUUAUUAUAAUUUAGCCCACUGCAUCGGUAUGCUGAAAAUACUGCACAUGUACUGGUAAUAGUUAUAAGAUCGACUAGUGCUGUUCCAUUGUAUUACAUCAAAAAUUGUCUUCAGUUAUUUAGAAUCAAAAAUAAAUCUAUAUUUUUCUUGA